Molecule: messenger RNA, 393 nt
Organism: Nezara viridula (southern green stink bug)
Lineage: Eukaryota; Metazoa; Arthropoda; Insecta; Hemiptera; Pentatomidae
Source: the annotation of a GenBank genome assembly
AUGGCCCAUGUCCACUCUCAAGUCAACCAGAUGUCAAGGCUUUAUUUGUUGUAUGAGAGGAGAUACAAUUACACUACACCAAAGUCAUUUCUGGAACAGAUUUCGUUAUAUUCUAAACUACUCAUCAAGAAAAGCAAAGAAUUAGCAGGAAAAAUAGAUCGGCUGAAAAAUGGACUUGAAAAACUGAGAAGCACUGCUCAGCAGGUUGAUGACUUAAAAGCUAAAUUAGCCAUUCAAGAAGUUGAAUUAAAGAUAAAAAAUGAAGCAGCUGAUAAUUUAAUUAAAAUUGUUGGAGUUGAAACGGAAAAAGUAUCAACAGAGAAAGCAAUGGGUAGAUACAACUUAUUAUUAGUGUUUUUAUUUUUAUUUAGAACAUUUGUUUAUGUAAUCUAG